AUGGAAUUCGCCAUGAGCCUUGAAGAGCGUCUAGCUUUACGCCAGGAGCUUCUCGACGCAAAUGACAAGUUCGUCUUUGAUCUCCCCAAAGUCGAACUCCACGUUCACAUCGAGGGCACCUUGACUCCCGAGCUAAGGUGGAAACUCGCCAAGAGAAAUAACCAAACCCUCAAACUGGAGCGCACCGGAACUGUAUAUCGCAGUCUGGAGCAGCUGAAAGAGUCCUACACCAUCAUUCAAGCCCGGCCUGGUCAUAGAAUCGAUAACACUGAAGAGAGCUUCACUUUCUUCGAGGCGUACUACGGUGGCUUUGAAGUUCUUGUUACUGGGCAGGACUUUUAUGAUCUUGCUAUGAACUACUUCGAGCAUGCGGCUUCAGUCAAUGUUCGGUACUGUGAGCCUUUCUUUGAUCCCCAGGGUCAUACCCGUCGAGGCGUGUCGUUUGAGACGAUGAUGGAAGGCUUCCGUAAGGCUCAAGAAGAAGCCGAGAAGCGACUGAACAUCAAGUCCAAAUGGAUCAUGUGUUUCCUUCGCGACAUGUCACCAGAAUCAGCCAUGGAACAUUAUGAGGCCGUUCUGCCCUACCGAGAUAUGGUCGUCGGUAUUGGCCUCGAUUCAGACGAAAACGAUCGGCCUCCUCUCAUGUUUUCAGAGGUUUACAACAAAGCUAGACAAUCUGGCUUCCGAAUAACCGCCCACUGCGACGUCGGGCAGAAAGACACACUUCAAAACAUCAAACAAGUUGCUUCUGACCUAGGCGAGAACGGAGCAGACCGAAUCGAUCAUGGCCUCAACGCCGCUCAAGACCCCGAACUCAUCCGCAUCAUCAAGGACAGAGGCAUUGGCAUGACUCUCACACCGUGGGGAUACCUACGCCAUGAGCCUGUGGAGGAGAUCUUCCCCAGAAUUCGCACUCUGUAUGACGCCGGUAUUCCGAUUGCGAUUGCGAGUGAUGAUCCCGCUUAUAUGGAGGACUGUUGGAUUCUGCAUGAUAUGCUGCUUGCCAAGAAGAUGUGUGGGUUUAGUGAUGAGGAUAUGGUGGUUUUGACCAAGCAUGCGAUCAAUAUGUGCUGGGCGCCUGAAAAGCUGAAGGAUGAGAUGAGGGCUGAGCUUGAAGAUGCGAUAGCGAAGCAUUCUAGAUAA
Molecule: messenger RNA, 1143 nt
Organism: Fusarium sp. VM40
Lineage: Eukaryota; Fungi; Ascomycota; Sordariomycetes; Hypocreales; Nectriaceae
Source: the annotation of a GenBank genome assembly